AUGUCGUCGGCCCUUGCGCACUAUGAAUCUUUUCUUAUUCACAACGUCUCCACCAUAUCGACCCUAGAGUCAACGCUCAGAUCGGUGACAUGGAUCCUGCCGGGCAGGUUCAAGGAUGCUGAACUGGCAUCUGAAGUUCUUUCUGCGACGCUGAAUGUGAUGAGCAUGUAUCAUGACACAGUAUUGACGAAGUUCGUGCACACACAUGGGAAGUACAAACCCCUCAUUCCCUCGUCGUUGCAUACCCGAUACACGAGAGCGUGGUCGGAUAAAGAUAACUGGUACAAGUGGGCUGCUCGUGCCUUGCAGCUCAUCCGUUACGUGGAGCUUUUAAUCGAGAUGGGAUUGCGGAGGAAGGUCUCGUCUAAGAAUCGUUGGCGAGGUGUCGUGCUGCUCGAAUUCAUCAAGGCUGCACUUCGCCUAGUCAUGUUGCGCGUCACACGCAGACCCCUUCUGUCCCCUCCCAUUCCUGAACGAGAAUUCGAUCCUUCUUCUUUGCCGCCCGACUCUCAAGCAUCGUCACCUACGCUUGCGCCCUCUUCUCCCCCAUCUUCAGUACCUUCAACUCCCGAGCAUCUUAGGAACAAUCACAUCGCGUUGCCACUGCAUCCUCUCUUGACCCCACCACCGCCUACUCAUUCGCCCCUGCCCGUCGAGGAAUACCUUCUGCCUAAAGCACUUACUACUUCGUCUAUCAAGGCCCCUACAUCUCUCAUUAAACCCUUGUCGAACCCAAGGGACUGGCUCGCAGAACUAAUCUACGUCAUUCGUCCCCUUGUCUAUGCAAUUAUGUUAUCUUCUGGACGCAAGAAUAACCGGCCAUUGGUGACGGCACUAGCUUUGGAGCUGAUUUCUCGUAACCUUCGCCGCGACCCGCUACCGUCAGCAGCCCUAGAACGUUCAGAAUACGCACAGAGAGAUCGGGAUAUGCUGUGGUAUCUCUUGCGAGGAUCCAUUUGGCAGACUUGGACACGCCCGAAAGUGAUAGCGUUUGCUGACACUACCGCCAACAUUCCUUUGCUGGGAGUCUUCAGUGCAUUCAUGAAGGAUUGGAUUCCCCUCAUCGACGAAUAUCAUUAUUAUACUGCUCCUUAG
This is a messenger RNA of Sparassis crispa, 1095 nucleotides long. Its product is annotated as Peroxisomal membrane protein. The coding region runs from base 1 to 1095 and encodes 364 amino acids. The transcript has 6 exons. The record is from RefSeq and is a predicted model, not a curated record. Gene Ontology annotation, biological process: peroxisome organization. Gene Ontology annotation, cellular component: peroxisomal membrane. NCBI's taxonomy places the organism in Eukaryota, Fungi, Basidiomycota, Agaricomycetes, Polyporales, Sparassidaceae.